Molecule: messenger RNA, 4128 nt
Organism: Ictalurus furcatus (blue catfish)
Lineage: Eukaryota; Metazoa; Chordata; Actinopteri; Siluriformes; Ictaluridae
Gene: hook1
Product: hook microtubule-tethering protein 1
Exons: 22
Coding region: 406-2559 (717 amino acids)
Biological process (GO): cytoskeleton-dependent intracellular transport; cytoplasmic microtubule organization
Cellular component (GO): centrosome; cytoplasm
Molecular function (GO): microtubule binding; dynein light intermediate chain binding
Source: RefSeq, a predicted model, not a curated record
AAUUUAUUUUACCGAAAGUAACGAGAUAUUUAUUUAAUUUAUGACCUCAGCUGUCAGGCUUUUCCAGUGCUUCGUUCUGAUUGGCUGUUCUCUGCUUUGGAACUCAAUGCAUAAUUGGCUUUUCACUCCUCAGUCCUGAGCUUUGAUCCCGUCAAUCCCCCAAUCCGCAUCAGCAGAGCACGCGAGCGCUGCGCCGCUCCGAUUCACGAACCAUUUACGGUGGAAACGCUGCGCACUCUCAGCGCACUCGGCUGUGGAACACGCUGACGGUAACAUCCGCCUCCAGGUGAGGUCAAACGCAGCGGAACAGGGAAGAGCAUUGUUGACAGGUGGACGGAGGAAAAAAAAAAUAUAUAUAUAUAUAUAUAAAUAUAUGUAUAUGUUAGACGUGCGACGGUGGGAGAGAUGGAUUUGAACAAAACGGUCUUAUGUGAGAGCCUGAUUAUUUGGUUGCAAACCUUUAACACUGCAGCACCAUGUACGACAGUGGAGGAUCUGACCACAGGUGCUGCCAUGGCACAAGCUCUGCAUCAGAUAGAUCCGUCCUGGUUCAAUGAUAGCUGGCUGACACGUAUUAAGGAAGAUGUUGGAGAUAACCUGAGACUCAAGUUGAACAACCUUAAAAAGAUCUUGCAGAUGAUUGUUGAUUACUAUAAUGAGGUCCUGAAUCAGCAGAUGUCAGGCUUCCCCCUGCCUGAUGUGGUGCGUGUGGCCGAACUCUCUGACCCCGUGGAGCUCGGACGCCUCUUGCAACUCAUCCUUGGAUGUGCGGUCAAAUGUGAGAGGAAACAAGAUUAUAUCCAGAUCAUAAUGACCCUGGAGGAAUCUGUGCAGCAUGUAGUCAUGACAGCCAUUCAGGAGCUAAUGAGCAAAGAGUCCAUGGCCCAGUUUGGGACAGAGCCACAGGGGGAUGUAGAACAGCAGCAGCUGAAGAAAGCUCUGCAGGACUUGACCGAGCUGAGGGCAGAGAAAGAUGAACUAGCUCAACGCUGCCAGGAGCUCGAUAUCCAAGUGGCAAUUCUGCAGGAAGAGCGGAAUAGCCUCCUAGCGGAGAACGAUGUCCUGACGGAUCGAGCCAGUCAGUUGGAUUCCCUUGAUGAUCCCAGCACUCCAUCAGGGAAGAAACACAGUCAGCUCCAGCUGCAACUAGAGCAAUUCCAAGAGGAGAACUUCAGACUGGAGGCGGCUAAAGAUGACUACCGUAUUCACUGUGAGGAGCUGGAGAAGCAGCUGGUGGAGCUUCAGCAUCGUAAUGAUGAACUCACCAGCCUGGCCGAGGAGUCUCGCUCACUGAAGGACGAGCUCGACAUACUGAGGAGCUGCUCUGACAGGGCAGUGAAGCUUGAAGCCUCUGUGGAGACAUACAGGAAGAAGCUGGAGGAUCUUGGUGACCUAAGAAGACAGAUGAAGGCUCUGGAAGAGAAGAACAUGACUUACAUGCACAACACUGUCAGUCUCGAGGAGGAGCUGCGCAAGGCCAAUGCUGCUCGCGCCCAGCUAGAAACGUACAAGAGACAGGUCCAGGAGCUUCACAGGAAGUUGUCUGAAGAGACUCGCAGAGCCGAUAAUCUGGCCUUCGAGAUGAAAAAGUUUGAAGAAACGCAUGAAGCCUUACUGAAGGAGAAAGAGAGGAUCAUCAUUGAGCGAGACUCUCUAAGAGAGACCAAUGAGGAACUUCGUUGUACACAAGCUCAACAAGACCAACUUCUGCAAGCAGAAAUGUAUAAGACCGGGAGUCCGAGCCGGGACAACUUGGCAGCUGAGAUGUUGCCCAUCGAGUACAGGGAGAAGUUCAUUCGUUUGCAGCAUGAGAAUAAGAUGCUGCGAGUGCAACAGGACGACUCGGAGAAUGAGCGUAUCACUGAGCUCCAGAUGCAGCUGGAGGAGGCACAGCGUUCACGCAGUGAGCUAGACACUGAGAACAGGUUGAACAGAGAGCGCAUCAGUGAGCUGCAGCAGCAGGUUGAAGAUUUGCAGAAAGCCCUACAGACCCAGGGAGCCAAACCUGAUGAUUCUAACUUGAAGAGGAAGCUGGAUGCUCAUAUGGUGCAACUAAAUGAAGCACAAGAUGAGAUCAUGAAGAAAAAGGAGCUACUGGAGGACCUACAGCCAGAUGUGUCUCAAACCUCAGCACUGAAGGUGGAUGAACUGAUGGCUGCUCUGAAGAAGAAGGACGAUGACAUGCGGGCGAUGGAGGACAGAUACAAAAUGUAUCUGGAGAAAGCGCGCAAUGUGAUCCGAGCACUGGACCCAAAAUUGAACCCAGCCUCAGCUGAGAUCCAGUCCCUGAAGCUCCAGCUGUCAGAGAAGGAGAAGAGAAUAAUUGCUCUAGAGAGAGAGUGUGAGCAGGCUAAGCUGAGAGAGUAUGAGGAGAAACUGAUUGUGACUGCAUGGUACAAUAAGAGCCUGAAUUUUCAUAAGCUGGCGAUUGAGUCUCGUCUGAGUGGGUGCUCUAACUCGCUGGUGCCACCUGGCCAGUCCUUCCUGGCCCAGCAACGUCAGGUGACCAACGCACGACGCACCAUGUCAAUCAACGUGCCUGCCAGCUCCUCCAAGUGAUGACUCGACACCACAUGACACCUAGUUUUCCCUUUUCUCAAAUGCACACUUAAGUGACCUUAAACACCUUGAACUCCUAAAUAAAGGGACAACCAUGCCAUAAUGUGAACGUUAGCACUUAGGAGCCUCACACAUGUACAUACAUGUGUGUAUGUGCGUGUAUAUAAUAUAUAUAAUAUAUAUACACACACACACACUCAAGCAAUCGAGCUAGGGUUUAACACAUUACAAAAAUAAUAUGCACUCAAGCACAGUAACUCAGUUUUACAGACUAUUACACACUUAUUUAUCAUGCACACUACAGACUACAGCCUUUGCAAUUAGUUACACAAGACAAGCUGCAACAGCUGUAUUAAUGGUUUGAUAUCUGUAUUAUAUCAACAUUUUGUCGUAUGACAGUUGUGAAAGACAAAUUCAGAGAGAGAUGUAUCAUGAUAUCGUCCUUGGUAUGGGUUUAGGAUGCAUGAUGAAGGCUAAGCUGAACUUCCAGUAGUAUUCUAUGCAGUCAGGUAAUGUGUACUAUUAUAUACAAGUAUGAAUACUACUAUUGCCCUGACACAUAUACAGACAUGUUUAUUGACAUUUCAAUUAAACUCUCAGCUUCCAUGCAUGUUCACAAAAUCAGCUACAAUGAACGAUGAGGAUAAAGCAUCAGGAAAAACGCAUAUAUGGUGCUGGACACCAAAUGCUCUUUUUUUUCUACUACAAAAUGACUACUUUUCUUAUAAUUGAAUACAAAAAGUAAACAAUUACCAAUCACAAAAAAUUAAAUCUAGGUGCUACAGCCAGUCUUUAAUCAACUAGAACAAGCUGUCUGUAUAAUUUAAUAUCAGUAAUAAUAUAACUUAUUUAAUACAGAAUUUGACUGUGAUUGGACUCUUGCAUGCAGAACCUUUUUGCCUCUUGAAUAUUUUACCUGGCUUUAAUGUACAAAAUCAUCAGAUAUCAGGAUUAAAUCACCAGCGCAUGGCCAUGGUGUCCCAGCCCAAUCGUCCUAUUGUAGGGUGCAAUGCUGUGACCUUUUAUCUGAUCGCUUUCUUUUUUGCCAACUGGCAUUUAUUUAUGGUAACCAUUCGUGACCAAUAAAUUAUCCGUUGCUGCAGUAUAGAUUUAGAAAGACUGUAUGUCAGAGGGUCAGAAUAAUUUGGGGUUGUAUGGUACAAAGGUGAGUAGUUUUUGUUGGAAAAUAUUUAGCCAGUGUUCCCCAACCCAGAUGGUUCACAUUUUGCUCCCAGCAAUCACAAACACCUGGUUAAGCGCAAAAAUGUAACCUGUGCAUGUCGCUCAACACUGGGUUGGGAAACACUGUUUUGGUUCAGUUUACAUUCUUAAUGAUUUAGUUUCUUAAAUAAAGACUUAAUCUCAAAUUUGCUUUCUAUCUGAAAUAUUAUUAUGUUGAAUAUAGGACUUUUAUCCUUUACUGGGAAAUAUGAUAAUUGUUUUGAAUAUUAAAUACAGAUACUUAUGUAACAUGUUAAAAGAGGUAGGCUUGUAAGGUUGUAUACUUCAUUACUGAGUGUUUUUGUCAAUCAUAAGGCUUAAUAAAGAGAAAUAAUGGCUAUAAUAAUC